AUGCAUCGUCUUGCCGAUACCGAUGUACCUGUUGGAGUACUAAGCACAAAUCAAAUGAUAAAUAUACAAAAUAACGCCAUGAACAAUUUAAAUAAUCCACCACAAGGCAUUGGUUCCCAUACCAGCGGCCCCGCUACGUCAGCCUUUGAUGCAUUACCAAAACCUUUUGUACAAUCGAUGAAAACCUUAUUCGAUAUUUUGGAUGAUCAACGAAGUGGUUUUGUGAAAUUUGUCGAUAUCGAAAAAGGAUGGCAGGAUGAUGGCAGUAAAGGUUUACCCCGCGGUGUCAUCGAGUCGUUAAGAAAAGUGACACCACCCAGUGGUCUAUUGACAUUUGAACGGUUUUGUGCUGGCUUGAAAUUGUGUCUGCUAAGGAAUCAAAAUGGUCAGCAGCAACCACAACAUAACCUAGAAUCACCACAACAACAAAUAAAAAGACAACGACCACCCUCAGCACCCACAUUGGAUAUUGAAAAUCCAUUGCCGCGGAAUCCAUGGUCAGGAAAUAGAACUUUAAGUCUACCCCAGCUAAGUCCAGAUUCUGAGGUUGAUCUGCAAACCACAAAUAAUAUUAUUCGUUCGGUAUACAACAGCCCACCGCCGCCGCCAAAACCACCAAGGGCAUCGGUACUAAAUGCCAAUGCAGGAGGAAAUCCCAUCACAAAUAACAGCACUUCAGUUAACAAUGUCAUCAUGGAUAAAGCUGAGAUCCGCAACGCCUUGCAAAAUUGGCAAAUGGGUGUGCUGCGCAAUGAAAUCGAUUCGAAAGAUAAACAAAAAUCCACGAAUUUCUUGCAACAAUGUGGUUAUCGUGGCAGUGCCGAUGGUGGUUCAUCAUCGGCCACAGAUAGUGGGAAUUUUUCAAAUGCUCCAUUGAAAAAGGCCUCGGUUAAGCGACGGGAACCCAGAAGACAUACCUUACAGAAUGGUAUCGAUUAUAAUAUGCUCAAACGUCUGAAACAAUUUGAAGAGGAACGAGAGGUGCUGUUGUUGGGUUUAGAUGCCGUGGACAAGGCCCGUGAAUGGUAUUUACAGCAGUUGGUCAAUGUCCAGGAGAAAAUUAAAUAUUUGGGUAGAAUGGGUUCGACAAAUGAACAAUGGUCGGAGGUGCAACAGGAACGACUUAAUUUCCAGAGGGCACGUGUCCUUGAAGUUAAUCGCAGUCUAUCCGUAUUAGCCGACACCUGGGACCGUGGUGGUGGCUUUCCAUUUCAUUUUAAUCUGGCCUUUCGGACACCACCAAAAAUACCCUCCAAUCGAACGUCAACAUCCUUAAGCAAUACCAUAGCAGAUCGUUUACGUCAACAGAAUCGCCUGCUGGCCAAUGAGGGCCACUUGAAAAGUGAACGUAUUGUUAUGCUAGAACGAGAGAAACAGACUUUAUUAGCGGAAUUAUUUGAAUUGAAACAGCGAUCGGGUGCACGCCAUACCAAUAGUUAUUUGAAUGUUUUAAGUCAAUCAUCGCCCGGUUGUAGUACCUCAUCGGGCGGCGGUGGUGGUUUGGGUGAUGCUGAUGUUGUUUAUUAA
Messenger RNA from Musca vetustissima, 1527 nucleotides. RefSeq names its product suppressor APC domain-containing protein 2. The transcript has 3 exons. The coding region runs from base 1 to 1527 and encodes 508 amino acids. NCBI's taxonomy places the organism in Eukaryota, Metazoa, Arthropoda, Insecta, Diptera, Muscidae. The record is from RefSeq and is a predicted model, not a curated record.